AAUGGUCAGCUGAUCGGACUGUUCGCCUCGAGCUCUCGUGUUUGUGUCUGGAGGUGACGGAGUGUUACUCUGAAGGGAUGUCUAAUGGGGCCCUUUACAGUGGUUUAUUUGUGCUGGUUAAUAAUGGAAACUUCAACUCUCUCUGCCCGAAUGGGUCUGAGUGGGUUUGGAAGGGUCUGGGGGAAUGUGCCCAGGAUGCCAGAGAUAUUGCCAGUGUGAUUCUCGGGCUGCUGUCAAUAGUUUGCUUCAUGGUAUCCUCAAUACCGCAGUACUACAGUUCCUGCAAGACAGGGAAUAUGGACAGCGCUCUGUCUAUUUGGUUCCUUUUAUUAUGGCUGGGAGGUGACACAUGCAAUCUUGUUGGGUCGUUCUUGGCAGAUCAACUUCCACUACAGAUGUACACUGCAGUGUACUAUGUGUUUGCAGAUGGGCUUAUGCUGUCAAUGUACAUCUACUACAAACUAAAGAAUAAAAUGGCAAGGGACAGAGACAGUUCAUUGCUGAAUGCAAUCAACAUGCUGUGUCUUCUGGGAAUAUCAGCUUCGUUUCUCAGUCUCCCUCACUCAGCCUUGGAGUAUCAGAUGCCUGUAGGGUUCAAGGGUCGAGUUCUACUGGCUGUGGAGGAUGAAAACGGUUCGUUACAGCCCUUUACUACAAAGGAGAUUAUAGGCUUUAUCAUUGGCUCCGUGUCCUCAGUACUGUAUCUGUGCUCCAGACUGCCACAGAUGUACACCAAUUUUCGUCGGAAGUCAACAGAGGGCGUGUCUUUUUUCUUGUUUGCCCUUGUGAUUCUGGGAAACACUACAUAUGGCAUAAGCGUGCUACUGAAGAACCCAGACCGAGGGCAGGGAGAGACCAGCUACAUCAUGCACCACCUCCCCUGGCUCAUCGGCAGCCUAGGAACUCUCUCACUUGACCUCAUAAUAUCCGUGCAGUUUAUGAUGUACAGCAAAUCUCCUCGCAAUUCCACUGAUACAGACGAAGAGACUGCCGCCCUUCUUCACGGCUGAAAAACCCCCAUUCCAGCUUUUAUUUGUCGAUGUUGGAGAUGCCUUGUGCAGCUUUUGCGCAUCAGAGUGCAUCUCGUUCCCUCCACCUACAUGGCUAAAAUACAAGAACAUAAAACUUGAUAGUGGAUAGUUAUUUACAUUUUAUUAUCAACAGAUUUUAGUUAUGUCAGCAGAUAAAGUUUCUUGUCCUAUGGAAAAUACUGAACAUUCUUAAAAGGUUCAAAUGUUUGACACCAAAGGGACUAAAACACUUUCAAAAAUAUAUAUAUAUUUUUUUGUGCAAAGCAUAAAAUCAUGUUAAAGUUCACCCAAAAAAUGAAAAUUAAUUCAUCUACUCACCCUUAUGCCAUCCCAGAUAUGUAUGACUUUCCUGCUGGAUUCGAGUGAAUCCACCAGUUUGAGUUUUUUUUGGUCUAUAAGAGGGAAUGGGUGCCAAAAUUUUGAAGCUACAAAAAUCACAUUAGUCAGCAUAAAAGUAAUCCAUAUGACUUUAGUGGUUAAAUCAAUAUCUUCAGAAAUGAUAUGAUAGGUGUGGGUGAGAAACAGAUCACGUUUACAUUUUUCUUGUGUUUUUGGUGAUUCACAUUCUACAUGCUUAGCAAAAAAGAACUUGAAUAUCGAUCUCUUUCUCACUCACACCUAUCACUUCACUUCUGAAAAUAUGGAUUAAAACACUGGAGUCUUACUUUUUGAAGCAAAACAUUUUUGGCACCAAUCCACUUCCAUUGUGUAGACCUACAGAGCUGAGAUAUUCUUCUAAAAAUCCUAAUUUGUGUUCUGCAGAAAAAAAGAAAGUCAUACAUAUCUGAGAUUGCAUGGGGGUGAGUAAAUGAUGAGAAUGUUUAUUUUUGGGUGAAACAAUCCCUUUAAGUAUUUGGACAUCAUUGAUAAUAUUGACUGGGGAAAAAAACUGUAAAAAUAGGUUGCCUUCACUUUGUUUACUGUAAUUGAUUGUUUAAAUGCUGCUUUCAUUGUCUUGUAAUCUGUUGUACAAAUGUCUGAAUUGUUAUAUACCUUUAUAGUGAUCAUAUAUCUUUAUAGAGGAUUUCACACUGCACUUGUCAGUCAGAUGUGACUUUUAUUGAAGUUUUUUUUUUUAAGUCUUGUUUAACUCUCUCUCUCUCUCUCUCUCUCUCUCUCUUCUGUGAUAUCACCCAACAACCACAAUGUUUUGUGGGCAAACAUGUUUGAUCUUUGUGUGUUUGUGUAUUGAAUUUGUUUAUUUUUCCAAGGCGAUGACCACACAAGCAGCAACUCUGCAAAUAAAUAACACGCCUCACACGAAGCACACAAGCAAGU
Xyrauchen texanus (razorback sucker) is the source of this 2309-nucleotide messenger RNA. Its product is annotated as lysosomal amino acid transporter 1 homolog. The transcript has 8 exons. The record is from RefSeq and is a predicted model, not a curated record. Bases 78 to 1010 code for a protein of 310 amino acids. Lineage: Eukaryota; Metazoa; Chordata; Actinopteri; Cypriniformes; Catostomidae.